Tachysurus vachellii is the source of this 1506-nucleotide messenger RNA. Its product is annotated as interleukin-17B-like. The transcript has 3 exons. Gene Ontology annotation, biological process: inflammatory response. The coding region runs from base 106 to 684 and encodes 192 amino acids. Lineage: Eukaryota; Metazoa; Chordata; Actinopteri; Siluriformes; Bagridae. The record is from RefSeq and is a predicted model, not a curated record. Gene Ontology annotation, cellular component: extracellular region. Gene Ontology annotation, molecular function: cytokine activity.
CAAAACCUGGUGUGUAGUCACACGCAUGCUGAUUGCGGCAAAAGGUGUUUCAUACUUGGUUGAACACGUGUGCCAAAUGUAAUCGCGGCGACCUGGUUGAAAACCAUGGGCAGAUUUUGGAACGAGCUGUUAAUGGUGCUGAUGCUGGCGGAUAUUUUGUUCAUGGCGUUGGCGCGCAAAGAAGGCAAAGUGCGGAGGCGCAAAGUGGAGGGUCAGCAGGACACGCAGCCGCAGCGCAACUCAACUUCUUUUCAGAUUCCUCUCGACCCCAUACUGACCGGAGACCACACAACCGGAGCCGGAGAACACGAGGUGGACUUCGACAAAGCCAUAGAUGACAUGGUGUCGCAGGUGAGGAACAACCCGGCGCUGUCCAAAAGCAGGUGCGUGGUGGACCGCCACCUGUGGAUGUCCAACAGCCGGAGCCUCUCUCCAUGGUCGUACAGGAUCAAUCACGACGAGAAUCGCAGGCCUGUUGACAUACCAGAGGCCAAGUGUGCAUGUGCAGGGUGUAUUAACCCCUUCACCAUGCAGGAGGACCGCUCAAUGACCAGUGUGCUUAUCUACGCCAAGAUCCCGGUGAGGCGAUUGCAGUGUCCCCGCAAGAAGAAGAAGAAGUGUGUGCCGCGGUACCGCACCGUGGUGGAGAGCAUUGCCGUGGGCUGUACGUGUAUAGCAGGCUGAACAUCAAACUAAUCUUUACGAACUCUCAUUCUGAUCACGUGUUUUUAUUAUUACUACUGCUCAUGUACAUCUUCAGUGUCAGGUUGCUGAACCAAAACAUAAACACAAACACAGUGUGUACUAAUGCACCGGAGCAACUAUUUGUCCAUUUUGUCACAGUUGAGUAUUGUUGUUGUUGUUUUUCUUUCUGUCAGUUAUAAUAGCCUUUUUAUUAGCCAUCUAAUCAUUUAGCUCCUACUUGUUACUCUUUAUGCAGAUAUGUUAUGCAGCCAAGUUUUUCAGACAAUUUCUGUUUCUCUGUUUCAUUCCCUAAGCAGUGAGGCAACAUAAGAGCUUCUCCUUUUUCUAUUUGUUAUUCUUUAAGCCACAAGGCCAAAUACAGCUGUAUUGUAUUUACAUCUACAGAAUAUGUCAGACGCCCUUAUCCAGAGCAACUUGCAUUUAUCUCAUUCAGCUGAGGGUUGAGGGCCUGGCUUGAGGGCCCAGCAGUGGCUGCUUGGCAGUACUGGGAUUUUCAUGAUCGUCUGAUCAUUAGUUCAAAGUCUUAACCACUGAGCUAUCAAUCUUUCCUGAGAUUUCCAUAGUCACGGUUACACCUUGCUGCUUUUUUUUUAUUAUCCUGUUGCUGAAACAUAUGUUCCAGGGUUGAAUCUUACACAUUAUGUAUUUUAAAUGCCUCAUGAGCUCAGGUCUAAUAUUUUGUUCCACUGUAAAAUAUAAUGCAUGCAUUUAUUACUGACACAGUAUGUAAGGUUAGUUGUGCUAAAAGCAUAAUAAAUAAACUACUCAAAUACAUUAAGAAAUAAAAUUCUUUAAACAAAA